Messenger RNA from Cebus imitator (Panamanian white-faced capuchin), 1634 nucleotides. RefSeq names its product histone H3-like. The coding region runs from base 1 to 810 and encodes 269 amino acids. NCBI's taxonomy places the organism in Eukaryota, Metazoa, Chordata, Mammalia, Primates, Cebidae. Gene Ontology annotation, molecular function: structural constituent of chromatin; DNA binding; protein heterodimerization activity. The transcript has 3 exons. Gene Ontology annotation, cellular component: nucleosome. The record is from RefSeq and is a predicted model, not a curated record.
AUGAGGCGAACACUCGAGAGGCGACCUCAAGAGCAGCGGUGCCGGGGAUCUGUGCACCGGGGGACGGCGGGAGGGGGUGGCUUCGCCGUAAUUCCCGGCCCUAGGCUCUGUUUUGUUGGACCGAGCCGCUCUGUUUUCGCUCACCCGGGAGAGAUCCGGUCCUGGGAAAACGUCUCGGCACGCUGCCGAGCUUUCUCGUGGAGGUCAGCGAAUCCCGACACGCUGUCAGUCAAAGCCGCGGUGGGAGAAGCAAAACGGUUCUCCCUUGGAAUUAGUGCCCCACUGUGUCCUUUGGAGGCCCCACAUGGAGCCUGCAGUUUGCCAAAUUGGGUCUUGCAAGAGGACUAUCCGCUCUAUACUGAGAGUAAUUACCGUAAAGUGCGCUAUGAAAUUGACAGUGUGGCCCAUACUAAGCAGACUGCCCGUAAGUCGACCGGCGGCAAGGCCCCGAGGAAGCAGCUGGCCACCAAGGCGGCCCGCAAGAGCGCGCCGGCCACGGGCGGGGUGAAGAAGCCGCACCGCUACCGUCCGGGCACCGUGGCCCUGCGCGAGAUCAGGCGCUACCAAAAGUCCACGGAGCUGCUGAUCCGCAAGCUGCCGUUCCAGCGGCUGGUGCGCGAGAUCGCGCAGGACUUUAAGACGGACCUGCGCUUCCAGAGCUCGGCCGUGAUGGCGCUGCAGGAGGCCAGCGAGGCCUACCUGGUGGGGCUGUUCGAAGACACGAACCUGUGCGCCAUCCACGCCAAGCGCGUGACCAUCAUGCCCAAGGACAUCCAGCUGGCCCGCCGCAUCCGCGGGGCGCGGGCCUAAAGCGUGUUAAGUGGUGGAUCUAAAGGCUCUUUUUAGAGCCACUGCCGUUUUCAUCAAGAGCAGCUGUACCGGCUCUCCAGCUGACGUGGUCUGCCUUGCUCACCGGUCGGAGGCCAGGGUCACUCGCAGUGGUGGGUGGGGUUACAAAACCUCCAAAGCCCAGGUGUGAGCUGGCUGGCGGUAGAGAAAGCCGCAGAGGCAUGGUCCUUGUGGUUCCUGCCGAGACUUAAGGCUAGAGCUCCGGUUCCCAAUUCUGUGGGGAAAGUUGUGCAUAGGGGCAAGAGACAAUGUGCUGAGUCCGGAAAUGGGGACGAUCUGACUAGGGGCGGGGCGAGUCCCUUAAAAAUUAAACUUGCUUCCGGGUUUAUUUAGGAACUGUAUAAGCAAUUAAAGCUCAGCGUCUUCAUUGCGUACUACAGGCGGUGCCCAAGCCAGAAUAGUAAUUUAAGUUGGGGGCGGGAGUAAACACCUAGCGAUUUAAAAAAAGUGGGCUGAGGUAAUGUUCCAAGAACCGAGAACAAAAUUUCUGCAGAGUAUAGAAUAAAAAUGCAAAAACAAGGUAAGAGUUAUCUUUAGCUGGCGUUAAGGUUUCUUUUAUAAGCAACUCUGCCAAGGAAAGAAAACCAAGAAAAAAGCCCGAGGCGGUCGAAACUAUCUCCACCUAGCUUAAAACCCGCUAGUGUGAAAUGGACCAUUCUGAUUGGAUAACAAGACUUUUCUUCUAGCGACCACUAAGGAAACACGACCAGAAUCCAUUAUUUACAUAGACUCCACCCCCUCUGACGACACCGUUGUAAAUUAACCAAUAAAAAUGCAGCACUGUG